AUGAAUUCAGAAGAAAACGAAGAAACGGGAGCAGAAAGUUCGACGCCCAGGAAAGCAGGGAGCUCGGCAAAGCGUGUGACCAUGUCUGGUGUGGAAAGUGCAGAUACUGCACCGAACACUCCCGACGACAAAGGACCAGCUGAUGAGGUUUUCGUGCUGGAGAACGGUGGAGAUGGUGACGAGGAUGACGACAAACCACCAUCCAAACUGCUUACCAAAAUUGAAAAACUUGUGGACAAAGUGGAACGCCGACGAGAUAAUCGUAUGGCAGUCUCAUCUAAGGCCCGGAAUCACUUUGUCGCUCUCUGUCUACAAAAGGUCAGCGAGCUGGGAGGAAACAGAAAUAGUGGAAUUCCACUUGCCGAAUUGCGCAAAAUGAGAGACACGCAAAAAGAAAAUGGAGGACAAGUUGGUGAAAUUUUUGAGUCCGCCGUAAAUGUCAUGGAAGAAGCGGAGGGCAGAUUCUUCUACUAUCGUAGUUUCAACGAGUAUUACUUGACACUAGAGGAAAACUACUUUCGACGUAAUCCGUCCAUUGCAGCACUUGCUGGAGUCCUUGCGUACUAUAUUUGUAGUCUCGUUCUAUUUUGCGGAAUUUUGGGUAAUAACAGUACUUGUCCAUCAACAGACGGGCGUCCAAUUUAUGAGGGAUGGUUGACAGCGAUCUACUUUGCCAGUGUCACAAUCUCAACUGUCGGAUACGGAGAUGUCAGUUUCGUUGGCUCUGGUACAGAGGUCUGGAGAGUCUUGAUUGGGACUCUGUACAUGAUCGUUGCCAUGGUUGUUGCCGUCACUGUAUUUUCAUCCCUUUCCAGCAAGGCUCUUGAGUUCACAGGAAGUGCUGUUGCCCCCCAAUUGGAGCCUUUAAUUGAAAAAUUUAUCUCCCUGGAGAAAAACGAAUCAUUGACUACUCAGCUGCGAAGGGUAUGGCUUUUCAAGAUCUUUGAGCUGUCUGUAACUUUUUUGUUGAUCAAUGUCUUUGGAAUGUGUGUUGCAAUGCUUGUCAUGGGUACCACUAAAGAUGGCGAUGAGAUUGAUUGGUCCUGGAUGACAGCAUUUUACUGGGCGGUUCAAACCACGACAACAAUUGGUUACGGUGAUUUGGACAUGCCAUUUGACUUGAGAUGGUUCAACUUCUUGUUUGCUAUUAUUGGGACGACGUUUGCAGCUUCGAUUCUGGGUUCGUUGGCCGAACUUGAUAGUAAGUUGAAGAAUAUGCGUACACUUUACAUCUGGCAGAACCGAGAAGUCAGUAUGCAGCUAAUUAACGACAUGGAAGGCGACGGAGACAAACAACUGGACGAGUACGAAUUCUUGAUUGGAUCAUUACUUACGUUGGAAUUGGUUCAACGAGAGGAUGUCGAAAAAAUCAUGGACAAAUUCCGCGACCUCGCGGGCAUGGAUCAAGUCAUUGACACAAGAGAUAUUGAACAGCACCAGAGACAAUUGUCAGCUCUGAGGAUCUCAAAAGCCGAUAUUGAGAAAUACAAUGCCAAGAAGAGAGAAGAAAUGGAUUAUUGGCAGGAUGUCGAUCAUGCUGCUGACGAAAAUGCGCAAUAG
Molecule: messenger RNA, 1560 nt
Organism: Cylindrotheca closterium
Lineage: Eukaryota; Bacillariophyta; Bacillariophyceae; Bacillariales; Bacillariaceae
Source: the annotation of a GenBank genome assembly